GUCACCAGGCAUCAGGUCAUUUGGCUCGACAGCGGGCACCGCGUCAUCUGGCAAGGCAGUGGGCUCCGAGUCAACAGGCACGACAGUGAGCACCGGGUCAUCAGGUACCGGAUUGGCAGUGGCUCGACAGCGGGCAUCGGGUCACCAGGUAUGACAGCGGGCACUGGGUCACCAGGCAUCAGGUCAUUUGGCUCGACAGCGGGCACCGGAUCAGGUACCGGAUCAUCUGGAUCAACAGCGGGCAUCGAGUCAACUGGCCUAAUAGGAUCGUCAGGCUGGAUCAGUUCAUCAUGCUGGGUAGAGGCAUCAGGCUGAAUGCCGGCGUCACCGGCUGAGCAUCAGGCCGAAGAGAGGCAUCAGGCCGAGAGAGGCAUCAGGCUGCGGCUGAGUAGAGGCAUCAGGCUGAAGUAGAGGCAUCAGGCUGAGUAGAGGCAUCAGGCUGAGUAGAGGCAUCAGGCUGAGUAGAGGCAUCAGGCUGAGUAGAGGCAUCAGGCUGAGUAGAGGCUUCAGGCUGAGUAGAGGCUUCAGGCUGAGUAGAGGCUUCAGGCUGAGUAGAGGCUUCAGGCUGAGUAGAGGCUUC
Staurois parvus is the source of this 580-nucleotide messenger RNA. NCBI's taxonomy places the organism in Eukaryota, Metazoa, Chordata, Amphibia, Anura, Ranidae. The record is from the annotation of a GenBank genome assembly.